Molecule: messenger RNA, 1596 nt
Organism: Scylla paramamosain (green mud crab)
Lineage: Eukaryota; Metazoa; Arthropoda; Malacostraca; Decapoda; Portunidae
Product: peritrophin-44-like
Exons: 2
Coding region: 117-1016 (299 amino acids)
Cellular component (GO): extracellular region
Molecular function (GO): chitin binding
Source: RefSeq, a predicted model, not a curated record
UGGCUCCGGCCUACCUGUGUCUCUAUAAAGGUGAGACACGGACACGGUCAAGGCAGCAGCCACAGCAGCCCGCCACGCACAGGACACCUUCACGCACGCACGCACGCACGCACACAAUGUUGUGGAUAACUUCUUUGCUUCUCUUGCUUUCUCUUCAGGCAGUCUCUGCAACACUGCUGGAUGAACUGGAAGACGUGAGAGUGGAUGCAGCAGAACCAUCACCAUCACCACCACCGGACAAAUGCGACCCUGAUUGUUCUUUUGCUAACGAUGGUGAUAACGUAGAAAACCCCAAGAAUUGCCACCAGUUCUACGUCUGCUUUGAUAAGGAAGCUAUCGGGCCCAUAGACUGCCCUGAUGGUAAAUAUUUUAACAAAAACACAAGUGACUGCGUGACAAAUGGCCCCGAGGAAUGCACGCCCGUAUGCGGAGGACCCAGUGGUAGCUGCGCGUAUGAAUGUGGUGGUGACCCUUACGUGGCAGACAGAUAUGACUGCUCCAUCUACCAUGACUGUGCUAGUGGCACCGUGAUGCACUGUGACCAGGAGACGCCCUUCUUUAACGGAGAGACGUGUCAGACUGAGGAGAAGUACUGCUGCCACUGCAACCCUUACUGCUACAAGGGCGACAUAGGCAAGAAAGUGCUGGACCCCACGGACUGUACUAAAUAUUACGUCUGUAUAGAAGAAAAUGUUAUCCCUGACCUUUCCGGCCACUGCUCCAAUGGAAAAUUCGACCCCUUUCUCCAUGAGUGUUCUUCUAGUGCCCCCUGCCUCACCCUCUGCACCAAUGUUGUGAAACCAGACGGCUGCAUCGACAUGUUUACCUGCAAGAAGGUCGGUAAUUUCCCAGCGUGCGUGGACAGGUGCACGCCACAGUACUACAAAUGUGGUCCUGGAGACAUCGGCUCAGUCGUGGGCUCGCAAUCUUGCUCUGGAGACACUGUGUUCGAUCCCCUCCUGGGUUACUGUGUUUAUCCUUCCCUGUGCUCCAUUCAGGAAUUAAUUUGGUAUUGAGGCUUCACACACACACACACACACACACACAAACACACACACGAAAUAAAGGAAUUAAACAGAGGGAGGUUUCAAGACACUUAUCCUUCAAUUUUUGACUACCGCUUUGGACACUUUUAUGGGACUGGCAUCUCAGUGGGAUUUUUUUUUUUUUUGUUGCCCUUUGCCAUUGUCCCUCCUACAUAAAAAAAAAAAGAAAGAAUAGUAGUAAAAUGUAGAGAGAGAGAGAGAGAGAGGAGAGAGAGAGAGGGAGAGAGAGAGAGAGAGAGAGAGAGAGAUGCGCAGUUAUUAAAUCUUCAUGUUUGUUAUUUUUUCCUGGUAUUUUCCCCCUCUCCCUCUCUCCCCUCCUACCCCCCAAUCCUCCUCCUCCUCCUCCUCCUCCUCCUCCUCCUCCUCCUCCUCCUCCUCCAGGCUAUUUGGUAGCUAGUUAGAAGCUGGUGUUUGACUUUCCUUUCGUUUCCUUUCUAUUCCUUCAUCGCCUCCUGCAGAUUGAUAAAAUAUUUCUCAACGAAUGAUGGUCAAAAGAACGAAGAUGAGGAGGAGGAAGAGGAAUGGAAGAAAUAAAGAAAGAUGAAAAUAA